Condylura cristata (star-nosed mole) is the source of this 1800-nucleotide messenger RNA. It is a transcript of the gene IL11RA, whose product is annotated as interleukin 11 receptor, alpha. The transcript has 13 exons. Gene Ontology annotation, molecular function: cytokine receptor activity; protein binding. Gene Ontology annotation, cellular component: membrane. The coding region runs from base 95 to 1408 and encodes 437 amino acids. NCBI's taxonomy places the organism in Eukaryota, Metazoa, Chordata, Mammalia, Eulipotyphla, Talpidae. The record is from RefSeq and is a predicted model, not a curated record.
UGGGGUCCCAGAACUGAGUGGAGCUGAGACGGUGCUGUAGCUGGUGGGAGGAAGUCCUGGAGGCCAUGGACAUUCAGCCACUGGGAUCACCGAGAUGAGCAGCAGUUGCUCAGGGCUGAGCAGGGUCCUGGUGGCCGUGGCUACAGCUCUGGUGUCUGCCUCUUCCCCCUGCCCCCAGGCCUGGGGCCCCCCAGGAGUCCAGUAUGGGCAGCCUGGCAGGUCCAUGACUUUGUGUUGCCCUGGAGUGACUGCUGGGGUCCCAGUGUCCUGGUUUCGGGAUGGUGAGUCGAGAUUGCUCCAGGGACCUGACUCUGGAUUAGGGCAUGAACUAGUCCUGGCCCAGGCAGAUAGCACCGACGAGGGCACCUACAUCUGUCGGACCCUGGAUGGUGCACUUGGGGGCAUGGUGACCCUUCAUCUGGGCUACCCUCCAGCCCGCCCUGUCGUCUCCUGUCAAGCAGCUGACUAUGAGAACUUCUCCUGCACUUGGAGUCCAAGUCAGGUUAGCGGUUUACCUACCCGCUACCUCACCUCCUACAGGAAGAAGACGGUGCCAGGAGCUGAUGGUGAAAGGCUGAGUCUAUCCACAGGACCUUGGCCAUGCCCACAGGAACCCCCGGGGGCUGCCCGCUGUGUGGUCCAUGGUGCAGAGUUCUGGAGCCAGUACCGGAUCAAUGUGACUGAGGUGAACCCCCUGGGCGCUAGCACACGCUUGCUGGAUGUGAGCUUGCAGAGCAUAUUGCGCCCUGACCCACCCCAGGGACUGCAGGUAGAGUCAGUACCUGGUUAUCCCCGACGUCUGCGUGCCAGCUGGAUGUACCCUGCCUCCUGGCCCCGGCAGCCCCACUUCCUGCUCAAGUUUCGGCUGCAGUACCGUCCAGCACAGCAUCCAGCCUGGUCCACGGUGGAGCCAGCUGGAUUGGAGGAGGUGAUCACAGAUGCUGUGGCUGGCCUGCCCCACGCAGUGCGGGUCAGCGCCCGGGACUUUCUGGAUGCUGGCACUUGGAGUGCCUGGAGUCCCGAGGCCUGGGGGACUCCCAGCAGUGAUCUCCUCAGGUGUCACCUCCCUUCAGGGCCCCUGCAGAAGUCGAAGUCCAUACCAGCUGGGGCCCAGCCACACACACAGCGGGAGGAGGUGCCUGGUGUGGAUGGACAGGAGGAUAGUUCCACUCCUCCAAGGCCCUCCCUGCAGCCAGACCCUCGGCCUCUUGAUCAUAGGGACCCCCUGGAGCAGGUGGCUGUGCUGGCGUCUUUGGGAAUCUUUUCUUUCUUGGGACUGGCAGCUGGGGCUUUGGCACUGGGGCUCUGGCUGAGGCUGAGACCAAGAGAGAAGGAUGAACCCCAAAAGCCUGGGUUCUUGGCCCCAAUAAUUGCAGUGGACAAGCUUCCAGGAACACCAAACCUGUAGAGGAGCAGCAAGUCUUCAGUUGAUUGCACCUAUAACACUGUCUUUCUGGUGUGGAUGGAUGGACAACUAGAACCAGGCAGGACAGUAUAUCCUCAUGGAGGGGUAUCUCAGCUUGAUGUUCUGUUUGGAGCCCAUUUCUAUGAGUCUUGUGUUUUAAACUUGCCAGCUAAACGGUGCCAGAGCCUCUGAUUUCAUCCUAGAGCUGGAGAUCCCUGAAGAAUGUGUGUAGGUGUGUAUGUCUGUGUUCAUGCGUGACUACAUGUAGAUAAAGCAGGGAAUGUGUGUUUACUGCAUGCCUGUGUAUUUGUAGUUGUAUGGGGAGUAUGUGUGGCUCCUUGGCUCUUGGCUUUGCCCCUAGUGGGGGUUGUGGAGAUGUGAAUAAAGAGAAUUUU